Saimiri boliviensis boliviensis (Bolivian squirrel monkey) is the source of this 4189-nucleotide messenger RNA. It is a transcript of the gene TMEM65, whose product is annotated as transmembrane protein 65. The record is from RefSeq and is a predicted model, not a curated record. Lineage: Eukaryota; Metazoa; Chordata; Mammalia; Primates; Cebidae. Gene Ontology annotation, biological process: regulation of cardiac conduction; cardiac ventricle development. Gene Ontology annotation, cellular component: mitochondrion.
GCCGCUAGGGGUAGCGGCGGCGGCUGCGGUCCGGGAGCGCGGCUGCUUUGAGGGCUCGGGAACCCUACAGAGUGGGGACGCGGGGAGGCUACAGGGUGAGAAAGCCGACGGGAGAGGAGGGCGGCGCUGGAGGAGGGCGGCGCGUGGCUGACUCAUCCCUCUGGAAGAUCAGACUGAUCGGCACACACACUCGCGCUCCCGCCCGCCCGCGCCGCUCCACCUCAGCCGGGAGGCGCCCGCCCGCACCUCCCGCCCGCCCUCUCGGGCGCUGUCCGGGCCCGGCCGUCUCAGAGAAAGUUUUUCCCAUCCGAGGGGCCGGAGCCACCGCGGGCCUUUUGGAAGGGCAGAGGGACGGAACAGGAGGCGAGAGCCGCGCGGGCCCGCGGAUUGCAUGGUGCCCGGCGCCUCGGCCGCCUGGCAGGAGGACCUCGGGGCGGGGUCGGGCCGAGCCCAGCUACUUUUCCCCUCAGCCGCGCCAGAAACCGCCUUCGCGGACGGCCGCGGGGGUCCCCGCUCCUCGGCUCGUCAUGUCCCGGCUGCUGCCGCUGCUGAGGAGCCGGACCGCGCGCAGCCUGAGGCCGGGCCCGGCCGCCGCUGCCGCGCCCCGCCCGCCGUCCUGGUGCUGCUGCAGGCGGGGGCUGCUGGCGCUCGCGCCCCUCGGCGGCUUCCCGGGCGGUCCGCGGCGGCUGGGCACGCACCCCAAGAAGGAGCCCAUGGAGGCGCUGAACACUGCGCAGGGCGCGCGCGACUUCAUCUAUAGCCUGCACUCCACGGAGAGGAGCUGCCUGCUCAAAGAGCUGCACCGCUUCGAGUCCAUUGCCAUCGCCCAAGAAAAAUUGGAAGCUCCACCACCCACCCCAGGACAGCUGAGAUAUGUAUUCAUCCACAAUGCGAUACCUUUCAUAGGGUUUGGCUUUUUGGAUAAUGCAAUUAUGAUUGUUGCAGGAACCCAUAUUGAAAUGUCUAUUGGAAUUAUUUUGGGAAUUUCAACUAUGGCAGCUGCUGCUUUGGGAAAUCUUGUGUCAGAUUUAGCUGGACUUGGACUUGCAGGCUACGUUGAAGCAUUGGCUUCUAGGUUAGGCCUGUCAAUUCCUGAUCUCACACCAAAGCAAGUUGACAUGUGGCAAACACGUCUUAGUACACAUUUGGGCAAAGCUGUUGGGGUGACUAUUGGCUGCAUUCUAGGAAUGUUUCCUUUGAUUUUCUUUGGAGGAGGUGAAGAAGAUGAAAAACUGGAAACAAAAAGUUAAUCCUCUUAGAAUACCUAUAAAAAGAUGUAAACUAAUGUACCUCAGUUAUUAAAUAUGCUGUCACAACAUUUAGGAAUUAAGACAGUAACAGUAUAGAUUUGGGAUCAAAUAAUUUAGCAUGUAUUAUGGAAAACACUAACUUAUUGUGGCUUGACCUUCUUAGGACAUCUUUUUAAAAAAACCAUUCAGUAUCAUUUUGUGUAAAUUGUUGAAAUGCUUUUUCAUCGAUAGCAGUCAACAUUUUAUCUUUUCUUUUUAUAUUCAUAAUGUUAUUUAAGUAUCAGUCAUUGAUGUACUGUAUUGACUUGGGGUUUGCUUAUUUGUUACUUAACAUAUGUACAUGCAUGAAAGCAUUUUUGGUUGUUGUUCCCUGGUAGUUAAAUUUCAAUCUUGAAAAUUUUCCAAAUUACUUAAGAUGUUUAGUAUCAGUUAAAGAUUUUUUUUACCCUCUUUUUGGCAACAUCAAUUUUGUACUGUUAUGCAGUAAACAUUUAUAAUCAUAUAAUUUCAGUCAUUUUCUUAACUCUCACAUGUGUUGAAAAUGGAUAUGGAUACAGAUUUUAAGUAUUUUAAGCAUAUAUCACUUAUUUUAAUUUUCUGACUUUACUAUUUUAAGAGCCAGAGGUUAAGAAGAAAGAGCAAUUAUGUGGUCUCCCUGCUACAUAUAACCGUUUAUACUAACAAGUGUACUAUUUUUAAUUGAUUUUUUUUAACCUUUAGUUUCCUAGUUUUGAAUAAUUACAUGUUGAGUUCUGGCUUUUGAGGGGAAGAAAAUGAUUAUUUUAGAGUCUUUGAAAUGGGGAUUGUGGAAUUAGAUUGAACUAAGGGAUUCAAUAUGAUGCUUGAAAAUUAAGAGGCUAAAGUUUUUUUUAAAAAGAAAAUGUUGAAAAUAGGAACUGUCAAGAAGGUUUAUGGUAUAAAUGGUGAAGUUGAAAUGAUGUUUGGAAGGUUAAUGAGAUACAAAUUACAUUAUUUGGGAAGGUUUCUUUUUUUUCUCCAAAUAUGUCAUCAUCUCAUCUGAAUGGAAUGAAUCUGAAUAUUCUGUACUCAUACUCCUAAUCUCAUUAUAUCUUACUUAGUGAAUUUUAUUUAUGAAUAAUUUCUUUUGAAGUGAAAAUUAGGUAUUUAAUAUUUUGCUUUUUUGCUAGUCUACUCAAAAAUUACAUGAAAGGAAAUCCUUCCUCCCUGUUUUUCUUUUUUCUUCUUUUGUGGUAUUUAAAGAAUAUUUUAGGUUGAAAUUACUUAUUUUAUAGUUUUGUAUAUCUGACUUAAAUAACCAUGUAAGAAUUAUAAAUUUUAGUUUUCUGAACCCUUAAACUUUUUAGCGUGUGAUCUGUUACACAUGCUAAAAAAUUAUUCUUACUUCAGUGUAAAUACGUCAUGGAGGAGAGAAACUUAAAAUAAUGUUUUGGCUAUUUAAGUUAUUUGUGUUGUUAAAUAGAUGCAGAGGAUUUACAGCAAUUUUAUUUUGAGGUUUUAUUUAUACAUAAUUACUUUGAACUCUUAAGAGGAUUUUUUUCUUUCAUGAGGCAAUUUGUCGUAAAUUUUCUCAUGCACUUCAGAAUGAAUAAGUGCUAUCCUUUAAUCAUAGACUUUGAGGGGAGAAAGCAUAAAAAUAUAGCAUAUAAUCUAAAAAGUAUAUAACAUGCACAAAUAAUAUAACAUUCUUAUUGAAUCAAAUCAUAAUUCUAGAACUUGUGAUCUUAAAUAGAGUUUUGUUUUGUAUCUUCCAUGUAAUACCACACACAGAUAACCAGACAAAAAAUCCUUUGUAAAAUUUCAGAUUCGUAGGAUUAGAGUACCUAUAUUUUGGGCGGUGGGGAGGUAAACUGUAGGUGCUUUCUUUUGUCCCUAACUUGUAUAUUGAUGGCAGUCCAUUCUGUUUUCCAAAAAUGUAUGUGGUGCUUAACUUCUUAUUAAUUAAAUCCCAUAUCAGUCCUAAGGAAUAUUUGCUUUAAUGAACAUCUGCCGAAUUACUUAAGGUGUCAAAAUAUAUAGCCUUCACAUUGAAAGAUGAUUUUAAUUUAUGGGCAUAAUAAAAAUUUGAAUCAGGUAAUUAAAUUUCAAAAAAUGGAGACCAUUGGUCUCUAACUGAAGGUAUGUGUUUUUUAAAAUCAUAGUCUAUGCUAGCAUGGUGCUUUGCACAAGAGUGAUUUCUGAAGAAUGGUUCUUUUUAAGAUAAUGACUUCAUAUGAUCAUUGCUUCAUGUUAUUUUCUACAAAGAACUUUAAUUCAGGUUUAAACUGGAACUGUUUGUUUCUCAUAUUAACUACUUCUCUAUUAGGAGCACAAGAACUAUCGUUAAAUGCAACAUGAGCUACUUUAGUACUGUUUGUUUGAAAUUUAUGUUGUCCGUGUAUUACGAUUUAUUAACUUGUUGAUGCAUGUAAAUUGGGUGCAUUUUGUUGCCAUGUAUGUUAAAUGGUGACCAAUGUUUUUACAAAGGAAUUGAACAAAAAAGUAUCUUUUAAGAAGUUUGAAAUGUGGUUUUGAUUUUGAAAUUUGAUUUCUUACUAAUCUCAGAGGGCCUUGGUAUAUUCUGUUACUGUAGCAAACAGGAUUAAUGAAUACAGAUUUGUUACAAGGUGGCAGCAAUGUCACUGAGACAGUGACAACAAUUUACCGCCUCCCUGGAAUCUGCACUUGAGAUACAACAUUGCAGAGUAUAAGUGAUGAGUGAUCCCAUAGAAAAGCUUCAGAUAGAGUAGCAUAAGUCACACUGAUGGGUAUUUACAGCAGAGAUAUCCAAGCUGUUUAUGUAAUAAUGUCUCAUUUACUUUAUUCUUUUCUCUAGAACAUAAAUUUUGAAGGUAAUGGAAGUUUUUUAUACCAAAAGUUUGUAUGAGCCAUUUCAAAGUAAAUCUUUCUAAUUUUAGAAUCAUAUUUCUCACCAUCUUAAGACAGUAUAUUAAAUAUAGUAUCUUUUACUUAGUGGCUAA